AUGCCGCUGAACGGCUCCUCAGGCGCCGGAGGAGUCAACCGCACCUCGUCCUCGCCGUCUCCCGGCUCAGGCGACGGCGAGCCCGUGUCCCUCUUCCGCCUGCUGGUGCUGAGCCUGCUGGCACUGCUGACCCUGGCCACGCUCGUGUGGAACCUGCUGGUGCUGGCCACCAUCGUGCGCGUGAGGGCUUUCCACCGCGCGCCGCACAACCUGGUGGCGUCCACGGCGGCGGCCGACGCGCUGGUGGCGGCGCUGGUGAUGCCUCUCAGCCUGGCCAAGGAGCUGUCGGGCGGGCGGCGCUGGCGCCUGGGCCGGGCGCUGUGCCACGCGUGGGUCUGCUGCGACGUACUCUGCUGCACGGCCAGCAUCUGGAGCGUGGCCGCCAUCGCCCUCGACCGCUACUGGUCCGUCUCGAGGCACCUGCGCUACACCCCCCGCGCGCGCCGCCGAGCCUCGGGCGCCCUCAUCGGCGUGGCGUGGGCGCUGGGCGCGCUCAUCGCGCUGCUGCCGCUGCUGCUCGGCUGGGGAGGCAGCUCGUACAGCGCCGAGCAGCAGCGCUGCCAGGUCAGCCCCGAGCCCGCCUACGCCGUCUUCUCCACGGGAGGCGCUUUCUACCUGCCCCUGGGCGUCGUGCUCUUCGUCUACUGGAAGAUCUACAAGGCGGCCAAGUUCCGCGUCGGAGGCAGGAACGCCGUCGGGCCCCUCCCAGAAACGGGCCAGGUGAAAGAAGCUUCUCAUCAGCCGCAGAUGGUGUUUACAGCUCGUCAUGCGACUGUCACUUUCCAGACAGAUGCUGGAGAAACAUGGAGAGAACAGAAAGAGAAGAAAGCGGCUCUGAUGGUUGGCAUUUUAAUUGGUGUGUUUGUACUUUGCUGGAUUCCCUUCUUUGUCACAGAACUAAUAAGCCCCCUCUGCUCCUGCACCAUAGCACCAGUCUGGAAAAGCAUCUUCCUCUGGCUUGGUUACUCCAACUCCUUCUUCAAUCCUCUGAUUUAUACAGCUUUUAACAAAAACUACAACAAUGCAUUCAAAAACCUUUUUGUGAGGCAGAGGUAAAAAGAGCAGUGGUGUGGGGUGGGGCAGGGCUGCCAGAC
Molecule: messenger RNA, 1094 nt
Organism: Lacerta agilis (Sand lizard)
Lineage: Eukaryota; Metazoa; Chordata; Lepidosauria; Squamata; Lacertidae
Product: 5-hydroxytryptamine receptor 5B-like
Exons: 2
Coding region: 1-1056 (351 amino acids)
Biological process (GO): chemical synaptic transmission; G protein-coupled receptor signaling pathway, coupled to cyclic nucleotide second messenger
Cellular component (GO): dendrite; plasma membrane
Molecular function (GO): G protein-coupled serotonin receptor activity; neurotransmitter receptor activity
Source: RefSeq, a predicted model, not a curated record